AUGGCAGCCGUAGCUGCCACGGCGUCUGGCGUCCGUAAUCUUGAAGAAAGAAUCAAAAUCGAGUCCCUCAAAGAGGCGUUAACCGAAAUCUUCUCCGAAUACGGCAACAUCAUCGAUAUUGUCGCGAAGACAAACCUCAAAGCAAAGGGUCAGGCAUUUGUCGUCUUUGAUAAUGUAGACUCCGCCACGCGUGCGAUUGAGGAGAUCAAUGGGUUUGAGCUCUUUGAGAAACCCAUGGUGUUGGACUAUGCGAAGACCCGAAGCGAUGCGACAGUGCUGAAGGAACAAGGGGAGGCGGAGUUGGAGGCCCAUAAACGGAAGCGGUUAGCAGAGAAGGAGAGAAAACAAGCACAGGAAGCGCUCGAGGCGCAGAAGAAGCUGAAACGUGGAGCUGCGGCGCCAGGAGGCGCGGAAACCCGCCCCUCAAAGGUCACCAGAGGUACCGGCUUGAAGCCUUCCAACGCCGCUGCUGCUCCUGUUAUACCAGACGAAUACCUACCUCCUAAUAAGAUUCUGUUCUUGCGGGAGAUUCCUGACUCGUUAGAUCAGGAAGGCCUUACUGCAGUCUUUGGUAGAUUCGAGGGCUUCAAGGAAGUGCGUAUGGUACCAGGCCGGAAAGGAAUUGCGUUCGUGGAAUAUGAAGCAGAGACUGGUGCUAUCAGCGCCAAGGAGGCUACAUCUGGUAUGCCGUUGGGAGAGAAUGGGAAACCUAUUCGGGUGACGUACCAGAGGCAGUAA
Histoplasma mississippiense is the source of this 738-nucleotide messenger RNA. RefSeq lists its product as hypothetical. The transcript is spliced from 3 exons. Gene Ontology annotation, cellular component: U1 snRNP. Lineage: Eukaryota; Fungi; Ascomycota; Eurotiomycetes; Onygenales; Ajellomycetaceae. Bases 1 to 738 code for a protein of 245 amino acids. Gene Ontology annotation, molecular function: U1 snRNA binding. The record is from RefSeq and is a predicted model, not a curated record. Gene Ontology annotation, biological process: mRNA splicing, via spliceosome.